Prunus dulcis (almond) is the source of this 1441-nucleotide messenger RNA. Its product is annotated as RING-H2 finger protein ATL20-like. The record is from RefSeq and is a predicted model, not a curated record. The transcript has 4 exons. NCBI's taxonomy places the organism in Eukaryota, Viridiplantae, Streptophyta, Magnoliopsida, Rosales, Rosaceae. The coding region runs from base 535 to 1395 and encodes 286 amino acids.
UGAGCCCACGAGUGGUGAUUCUCCAUAAAAGUAUGUUUUCUUUAUCAAAGUCGGAAUUCUUCUCAAUUCCUUCAUCACGAGGAAAAGAACUUUUUGGUUACACCUUCUUCACGUCAUGAGUAGUCUAGCUAUAAGCUCUCUCCGUCUCUCUCAAAAGGAAAGUACUUAGGGUGCCACAUUUACUAUAACAUCUUGGAGCAGAUUUCAUGGUCUUAAUCAGUUGUUAGGCAGAACGGGCUUGUUUUGGUUGGAGGAGGGACUUUUGAAAACACAUUUUUGCUAUUAUUUCAUAUAGGCAAGUGAUGGCGCCAUGAAUGUUUAAUAUGCCUUACAAUUGUAGCAAGCACUACCACCUGCGGUGGAUCGACAUGCACUGCCGACGGCCCAUUGGUUCGAUUCCCUUUCCUGCUUAGAGACCACCAAGCCUCAAGUUGUGGGUACCCAGGGUUUAAUCUCUCGUGCAACAACAAAAACCAAACCAUUCUCACUCUGCCAUCCUCUUCCGGGGACUUCAUCGUCCAAAGCAUCGGCUAUAUGGACCAAACCCUAACGAUCAAUGACCCCGAUAACUGCCUCCUAAGAAGGUUCCUCCACCAUGACAUCAAUCUUAAAAAUUCACCCUUUUCAUACGCAAACGCCCCUGAAAACUACACGUUCGUUGGCUGCUCGUCCAAAAAAGCAUUUUGGCCAUGGAAUUCAGCACCCGUAAUCCCUUGCCUCACCAAGUACCACUACAAGGUCAUAUACGUUGUACAAACCAGUUCGCUUUUGCAGCCGGAUCCGAUACUUUUUCGGCCGGUUCCGAAACUUUUGCCGGCUGGUUGCUCUAAAAUUUCGACAGCUUUGGUUCCAUUUUUAUUUAAUUCGGAGUAUCUUAACUUUGGUGCUCAGUUGACUUGGUACGUGCCUAAUUGUGAUUCUUGUAAAGCUAGAGGUCGUGUUUGUGGGUGGGAAAAUGGUACUACAACUUCUUCCGGCUUUUCAAGUCUGCCAAGAGCUGCAAGGUAUGGCAUAGUGAUAGGCGUGGGAAUUCCAGGGCUACUGUGCAUCAUAGGGCUUGCAGUUUAUGUUUGUAACAAGACAAGGGUUCCUGGUCAGGUUCACCAGCCCACCAUCACACAAGUGUUAUCCAUACCCGAUCGACAACCUUCGACAGUCAGAAUUGGCCUUGAUGAUCCGACCAUCGAAUCAUAUCCCGAGAUUCAACUUGGUGAGAGCUGGGAAUUGCCAAAACUCAAUGACAGCACUUGCCCAAUAUGUUUGUCUGAGUACCAGCCCAAAGAAACACUAAGGACCAUACCAGAAUGCAGCCAUUAUUUCCAUGCUAAUUGCAUAGAUGAGUGGCUUAGAAUGAAUGCAACUUGCCCAGUUUGUAGAAACCCACAAAAGAGAUAACAAUAUGUUUAUGUAGUACUGGUUAUUCAUAUAUAAUUGUUCCCUA